AUGCCUUUUUUGGUUAAAAUUCCUCUUACAUUCGACCUUUGUGUCUUGACCCUAAAACCCUGUACAUCACACCCGCCAGCCUCUUUAGGUGAGAAUUACAAUCUUGAAGUCUACGACCAACAUGCAAAGUGCUUCUCCACAGCCCCAAACUGGAGACUGACUGAUAACAAGACUGUCUUUCAUCCACCUAUUAUCGGCGCUGCCUGUUUCAAGUACCGCUGUUCACCGGAUGAGGGUGGACUCAUUAUUCAGCUUGCCGGUGGGCUUGAGGUUCCCUGUCCAAAGGCGGAACUGGAACAGAGGUUCGACGUCUGCAUUCCUGGUCACAAUCUCACGGUGUCGGGUGCCGUCCUGUGUCCGCCGUGUCUGGACUUCUGUGAGCAGAACUCCGUAUCAUAUGGCUCAUGGCUCGCAGUUGCAGAACAGGUGCAUCCAGUUUGUGGGACGUGCCUCUACCGACCGUAUGGUCCCACCGCCAAUUCUAGUGCUAUUCGAGUAAUCAAAGGCCCUACGUCGAGGAUUGUGAGGACUUGGCACAGUGCUGCGUACGAUCCAGAACUCACAUCAGCUUCGUCUAGUGAGGGUUGGUUUUAUGCCAACAGUGAGGACUGGGAUACCUCUCCCCCGCGUGCCAGUUAA
Dibothriocephalus latus is the source of this 639-nucleotide messenger RNA. Lineage: Eukaryota; Metazoa; Platyhelminthes; Cestoda; Diphyllobothriidea; Diphyllobothriidae. The record is from the annotation of a GenBank genome assembly.